AUGGCGACAAUCCAGGAAUUGUUGGCUACAAAGGCUUCUGGACCUUCACAACAAACGCAAUAUAUUGACACGGUAGAAGCAUACGAUAAAUGGGCAGAGGUGUACGAUACAGAUGGCAACUUCCUCCAACGCCUCGACACAAUCGAAAUGCGCACUCUACUACCCCAAUUCAUCGACAGGGUAAGCAAGCGCUUCCAACCAAGCCCACCAGAGACAGAGACCAAGGAAAUCCGCCCUAGCCUAGUAGACCUAGGCUGCGGCACCGGCCGCAACACAAUCCAACUUCUUUCCACGCUAAGCACGGCCAACAAAGCCACUUCCUUCUCUGUAAUCGGACUGGAUGCCUCACGCGGGAUGCUAGACGUAGCGCGGACUGCGACACGUGAGUUUGCGACUAAAAGCGCAGUGCAGACGGAUCUUGAGCUUGGUAUUCUUGACCUCCUUCAACCCGAGCUAUCAAAGACACAACUUCCGUGUUCGUUGAAGGGAUCCGGUGCUGUUGGUGUGAUAUCUACGCUGGUUCUGGAACAUAUCCCGCUAGAGCGGUUUUUGCUGCUGCUGCGGGGAUUAUGA
Messenger RNA from Penicillium crustosum, 573 nucleotides. RefSeq lists its product as uncharacterized. The record is from RefSeq and is a predicted model, not a curated record. NCBI's taxonomy places the organism in Eukaryota, Fungi, Ascomycota, Eurotiomycetes, Eurotiales, Aspergillaceae. The coding region runs from base 1 to 573 and encodes 190 amino acids. The transcript has 2 exons.